Molecule: messenger RNA, 918 nt
Organism: Limanda limanda (common dab)
Lineage: Eukaryota; Metazoa; Chordata; Actinopteri; Pleuronectiformes; Pleuronectidae
Product: neurexophilin-1-like
Exons: 2
Coding region: 1-918 (305 amino acids)
Molecular function (GO): signaling receptor binding
Source: RefSeq, a predicted model, not a curated record
AUGAGAGGAGCUUCUCCACCAGGAGGCAUGAGCUCCACCUGCUUGUGGGCGGCGGCUCUGCUGCUGUCAAUCAUCUCUCUGGUCACCGGCGCCGGGUCACCGAGUUCAGGAAGCUCGGACUUAAGAGGAAGCUCGAAAUCCAAAGCGAAGACGUACUGGAGCGAAAGCAGCAAGGCCGUCUCCAUCAGCCGCCUGCUCUCCCAGACGCUCUACGACAAGGAGAACUUCACCUCCCUGGACCUGAGCUACGGAGACUCCUUCUCCAGACAGGAGCAGUGGAACUGGCUCCACAACGCCUCCAACCCCCGGGACCCUCGGCCCAGGACGAAGAGGAGGCCCAUCGUCAAGACCGGCAAGUUCAAGAAGAUGUUCGGCUGGGGCGACUUCCACUCCAACAUCAAGACGGUGAAGCUCAACCUCCUCAUCACCGGCAAGAUCGUGGAUCACGGCAACGGGACCUUCAGCGUCUACUUCCGCCACAACUCCACCGGUCAGGGCAACGUGUCCGUGGGUCUGGUUCCUCCCACCAGGGCUGUGGAGUUCCAGGUGCAGCAGCAUCAGCAGUACCAGCAGAACCAGCACAACCAGCAGAACCAGCACAACCAGCAGAACCAGCACCACCAGCAGCAGCAGCAGCAGCAGCAGCAGCAGCAGACGGCCCUGGAGACCAAGCUGUUCAACUGCCGGGUGGAGUACGAGAAGGUGGAGAAGGGCACCAGGAACUCGCUGUGCGCCCACGACCCGUCUCAGAGCUGCCCCCAGGAGCAGACCCAGAGCCACGUGUCCUGGCUCUGCUCCAAGCCCUUCAAGGUCAUCUGCAUCUUCAUCAACUUCUACAGCACCGACUACAAGCUGGUGCAGAAGGUGUGUCCGGACUACAACUACCACAGCGACACCCCCUACCUCCCCACCGGCUGA